AUUAUAGAUAUUUCUAAUAAUUUUUUAAUUAUUAAAAAUAAUUUAUUUAUAUUUUUAAAAGUUGACAGUGUUGAUCAAUCUUUCCACCCUAUCAGAUAAAAAAAUUUUCUCAUAUUUGUUUAAAUAAAUUGAAUCUAAUUGAUGGAACAACUUGUAGAUAAAAAUUCUUAGAACAUUGUAUCGAUUAGUAUCAGUGUGUCGAAAAAAAAAAAUGACACAAAUUAAUAUUGAUAAUGAAACUGACCUAAUGAGUAAUGACUAAUGACUAAAAAAAUUAAUUAAUUAUCAUUUUGUAAAUGAAUAUAGUCGCUUAAAAAUCCAACUGAUAAAUUUUAUAAUAAUAUUGUUUAUUUCGAUUGAUUUCGAUUUCGAAAUUUUUUACUAUUGUUUGCUAUUUACCUGAAUAUUGAAUUUUUCUAAAUUGACCUUUACAGGGUCAUGUACAAGUUGCUCCCUUUUGCGCCGUCGCAAAUUCCUUGUUUUUCUCUUUGCCAUUUCAGGGUGAAAUUUUUUUUUUUCACAUAUCCAAGAGACACACAGAUAGUGGCAGAUAAAUUAUAAGUCUAAAAUUAAUUUACCAUUUAUUUACCAUUAAUAUUGCAAGUACAAAAAUCAUAUUUUAAAAAUUAAUUUACAAUUUAACAAGUGGCGAGUAUUGAUUCAUUGAAUUUUUUUUUUUUUCAAAUCAAUAACAUCUAUUUUUUUUAAAUAUAAUAUUUAUAUAUUAUAUUUAAAAAUUGUAGAUAAUUAUUUAAAUUAAUAGUCAAUCAUUUUAAAGAAAAAUCUGUUCUCCAUGCCAGAAGCUUCAGAGGCAGGAUUUUAUUUGGGCGUAAUGGGGAUCGUAGAUGAACCAGAUUUUUCAACAUUUGAAAAUAGAACAGGACUUGCUGAGGAUAUGAAAUUUCUAGCAAGUAUGCCUGAGCUAUGUGAUGUUACAUUUUUAGUGGGUGAUACAAGAGAGCCUGUUUGUGCUGUUAAAGCAGUCCUGGCUGCUAGAAGUCGGGUAUUUCAUAAGAUGCUUUAUCAAGCUUCAAGCCCACAACGAAAAAAAGAACCAGCUCCUCGAGAAAAAUUACGUUUUUUUUUAAAACGAAGCUCUGAACCUUUAUUGAAUGUUCAAAAUUCAACAAAUCAACUUCAGUCAGAUCAGCAUCAUACGUUAAUUAUUGAAGAGUUUGAACCAGAUGUAUUUCGACAGCUGAUAGAAUACAUCCAUACUGGUUGUGUGACUCUUCAACCAAGAACAUUAUUAGGAGUAAUGAAUGCAGCUGAUUACUAUGGUCUUGAUGAACUUCGAAAAGCAUGUGCUGGUUUUGUUCAAUGUUGCAUAACAGUUGACACAGUGUGUGCUCUUUUAGCAUCAGCAGAAAGAUAUAUUCAAUACAAGUGUACAAAAUCUCUCGUUCAAAAAGUAUUAGAAUUUGUUGAUGAGCAUGGAAAUGAAGUACUUAAUCUUGGUUCAUUUACAUUACUUCCACAACAUGUUGUCAGGCUUAUUUUAGCUAGAGAAGAACUUUCAGCUGAUGAAUUUACUAAAUUUCAAGCUGCAUUAAUGUGGAGUAAAAAAUAUUGUGAUAGUAAUCCUAGUACACCACUUCAAGAUGUCAUUGGAAAUUUUUUAGAAUAUAUACAAUUUCAUAAAAUUCCAGCAAAUGUACUUAUGCGUGAAGUGAAUCCAUUGGGUCUUGUACCUUCAACAAUAAUUAUGAAUUCAUUAGCUUACCAGGCAGACCCCUCCAGUGUCGACCCUGGGAAACUCUCACCUCAUCGAGUGAGAAGACAAGGUCGUAGCAUGUCAGUGCAAUCAUCGCUAGAUCCAUAUGGUAGUAAUACUACUUUGAGCUCUUGUGGAAGUGAUACUGGAUUUGAUAACAAACAACGUUGUGGUAGUAACUAACCUUUGGCACCGGUUGCUUUUGGAGCGACCGCGGAUAAUAAAAUAUCACUUGAAUUAUAUCCAAGAUAUUUUUCAAGAUCUGAUUCUAAAAUCAUGACUGCAUCAAUUGGUAUUAAUGUUGAUGAUAAAAAUAAUGGAUUUUUAAAAAUAAAAAGACAUACUUCAAUGAUUACUAGAAAUAAUAAAAAUGAAGAAGAAUUUAAUAAUAAUAAAUGUAAUGUUAAAAAUCUUUCUUAUAUACGUUUUAUUUUAAAACAAAUUGGAAAACCAGAUGUUGUUUUAAUUCACAAAGUUCAUGUAUUUUAAAUUAUUUACAAUAUUAUGAAUUAAAUAACAGAAUGACUUUUUAAUUCAUCAAAAUUUUAAUUGUUAAUUUUAAUGAUUAUUGUGAUAAACGUACAAUCAUGUCUUAUAUUUUCAAAUAAUUUAUCAACUCAAUGUUAUGAACUCUUGACAGAAAAUAUAUUUAUAAAUGUUAUAUUGAUAUUUUUUUCCGAUAUUUGUUAUAUAAAUAAUCUUGAUAUUAAUGCAUGUUUCGAUUAGUGAGUGGUACCACUUUGUCUUGACUGAUUUUCAUGAUGUAAAAAAAUAUUUACACAUGUUUAAAAAUCAUUCAAGAUUGUGAUACCUCAUACAUUAAAAUCUGUGUCAAUUGAUUGGUGAUUUCAAGAAAUAUAAAUGUGAAAAAAAAAAUUAUUUAUUCGAGCACUUGAUGAACGUAAAUGUAAGCACAAAAAAAAAAAAUUUAAUUGUUGUGAAAUAAAUGAAAUUUAAGUCAAAUUGAAUUUUAUUAAAAAUGUUAAAUUUAAUGUUUUUAAAAUCAAGUGUAAUUGUUAAUAUAAAUAAUUACAAAAUAUCAUUUAAUAUUAAUUAUUUAAAAAAGAAUAAAUUAUCUAUAAAUUAUGUAAAAGUCAUGUGCUACGUGGGACAUUCAAUUGUUUUUCUAACUGCUGUAGCAAAAAGUACUUUUUCAAGUUCAAAAUUUGGCAAUUAAAAAUGCAUAACUAAUAUUGCUGAUAAAAAAAAAUUAACUUGUAUAAAGUUGAGCUUGUUUUUUGUACUAAUUAAUGGAAUUAAUUAUUUAUUUUUGAUGAUCAACAUCAAUAAAUGUCUU
Molecule: messenger RNA, 3011 nt
Organism: Aphidius gifuensis
Lineage: Eukaryota; Metazoa; Arthropoda; Insecta; Hymenoptera; Braconidae
Product: serine-enriched protein
Exons: 8
Coding region: 794-1897 (367 amino acids)
Molecular function (GO): protein binding
Source: RefSeq, a predicted model, not a curated record